This is a messenger RNA of Chelonus insularis, 971 nucleotides long. RefSeq lists its product as uncharacterized. NCBI's taxonomy places the organism in Eukaryota, Metazoa, Arthropoda, Insecta, Hymenoptera, Braconidae. The coding region runs from base 24 to 881 and encodes 285 amino acids. The record is from RefSeq and is a predicted model, not a curated record. The transcript is spliced from 4 exons.
UUGACAUUGAAGACAAUCUUCUGAUGGAGUUAAAAAAAUUUUUCAACGCAAUGGGAAUAUUUAAAUUAUUGAUUAUUCUAAUUCUACAAGGGGUGUGGAUGACAGUAGAAGGGUCUAAAAUAUCUCGAACGAAUUUUAAAAUUGAUGAGAAAAAUAUUACAUGGAUCGUUGGAAUUUUUGAACGUUCGAAAAAUGAUCCUAAUAAAUUUGAUUACAAAUGUCAAGGUGUUCUUUUCAAUCCUCAAGCUCUGUGGACAGUUGGAAGUUGCAUUGAUUUAAACAAUGAGCCAGAAAAAAAUAUUAAAAUUCGCCUCUACAAUUGGCAAAAUACUGUACAGUUGACUAAACCAUCUCCUUAUCAAGAGCGUGGAAUAAGACGAGCAGGUUAUAAAGAACUUACCUCUAACUCGUUGGAAAAACUAGAAGUGGACAGAACCAUUCUUUUGUUCCUUGAUCGUCCACUUUUUAUCAGUCCCAAGCCUGCAUUCUGGAGUGAAAUGGAAUCGCUAAUUCCAAAUGAAUGGAGUGAGGAUAUAGAACUAGAUAAGUGUGCUCACAUCAACCUGGAAAAGAGUGUAAAUGGAGAACUUGUUGUCAGACAAUACCCAGCACAUUAUGCUGAGGAUGAUCAUGCACUUUGUCGUAGAUUUGAUAGUAAGAAUGGAAAAUGGGUUACUGCUAAAACAAAUUGCUCCUUCUCUACUAGUAUUUUUUGCGCUACUCGAACUUAUCCUGGAAGUUUGUUCCUGGAUGCUCCAGCAAAUAGUAAUAACAAUCUAGGAGCAUCAUUAGUCUGUAAAUACGACGGGACUGAAGAAUACAUAGUCAUGGGAAUUUUAGUAGAUAAUACACCAUGUGCUGGUCGCUAUGUAAAAUUUUGAAACAACAGAAAAAUAAUGAAAGGUGUUACUAGAAUUAUCUAAAAAAUUGUUGUUAUUUUAUGUUAAAAUAAACGAAAAACUACUGCAAUA